AUGAAAUCUUAUUCAGCGAGCAUGUUUGUUUCUUUGCUUACUGCCGACCAACAACAACAAACACCGCUGCAACAACGCAUUAAUUUCGACGAUUAUUCUGAAUCGUCACGUGAUAUCGCUGAAGUUGAACCAGAAUCGAAUGCAACUACAAUUAUUGUAAAUAAUCCUUCGAAUUCCAGCGGAAAACCAAUUCUUGAUGAAGAAAAUACGCGUGAAACAUGGUCGAAUAAUUGCGAUUAUCUAAUUACCACACUUGGCGGACUUAUCGGACUUGGCAGUCUCUAUCGCUUUCCGUAUUUGGCGUUUCAGAAUGGUGGUGCUGCUUUCGUCAUACCUUAUGUACUUAUUUGUGUCCUAUGUGGUAUUCCGUUGCUGAUGAUGGAAACAGCACUUGGUCAAUUUUCACGAAAAGGUUCUGUCGGUUGUUGGGAAUUUGCACCAGCAAUGCGUGGUAUCGGUAUUGCUUCGGUAACUAUAUCGUUCUUUGGUGCUCUAUACUAUAUCAUGAUUAUGGUCUGGGGUGGACUCUAUCUCUUUCAUUCAUUUGCCUCCAUCGGUUGUCGACUACCGUGGAGCGAUGAAGUAGGAGAUGACGCAUUACAGAUAAACACAACAACAAGUAUUAUCAGUUCAGUUGAACGGUUUUGGAAUACAUCGAUUAUCAAUAUAUCAGACGAUUUCGAUGGUCUAUCAACUUUUCAUUGGCCAAGUGUUGUUGGCCUAGUAGUCAUGUGGACAAUUAUUUAUCUAUGCUUAUGGAAAGGUAUUAAAUUAACAAGUCGUGUGGCCAUAUUUACAGCUUUGUUCCCGUACCUACCAAUGAUUGCAUUAUUUAUUCGAGGAAUGACGCUAGAUGGUGCUUGGAGCGGCUUAAAAUAUUAUUUAGUGCCUAACGGACAAGCAUUAUUAAAUAAAAAAGCAUGGACACAAGCAGCAGGACAUGUUCUUUGGGCAUAUGGUAUUGGCUGGGGUAUCAUUCCGGCUCUGUCAAGUUAUAACCGGCCUGAUUAUAAUUUCUACCGUGAUAUUGCUGUAACUGGUACAACAAGUAUAUUGACGAAUGUCUUCAGCGGUUUUGUUGUAUUUCCUGUAUUGGGUUUUAUGAGCCAUAAAGCCAAUGUAUCUAUUGAACAAGUUGUGUCCAGUGGACCCGGUCUAGCAUUUAUUGUUUAUCCGAAAGCAAUCAGUCUUAUGCCAUUACCACAUUUCUGGGCAAUAACAUUCUUUUUUAUGAUUUUCUUACUUGGUAUCGAUUCACAAUUUGUUACAUGUGAAAGUGUACUUACAGCAACACUCGAUAAACUUGAUCAAUGGUACGAACGAUCACCCAAAAGGCGAAAAAUUCGACGAGAAGUGGUUGUUGCUGUCUAUGUUCUAAUUUCAUUUUCAUUCGGUCUUCUCAUGACUACUAGAGCUGGAUUUUACAUCUUUAAUAUUUUUGAUGGUUAUAUUUGUGGUGCUCUGCCACUGCUAAUUAUAUGUAUUGCACAGUUAACGACAGUUCUCUUUGCUUAUCGCACAACAUUCAAAUCAUGGUUUCAAAAGUGUCCACCCCAACAGUGGCCUGGUCAGACAUUCAUCGCACACAUCAGCGAAGUUCUAAAACGUCGUUUAACACAUAUAUGGCUUUGCUGGAUUAUUGUUGUGCCAAUAUGGCUUUUUAGUAUGCUGGCCAUAGCAUUUCGUACCGUGGGCUUGAUUUCAUAUGAAUCAUUUGUCUAUCCAUUACCAUUUCAAAUUGCCGGUUAUGCGUUGACUUCAAUAGCUCCACUGAGUAUCAUUAUCUAUUUUAUUUAUUACCACCUUAGAAACACGAACAGAUGA
Adineta ricciae is the source of this 1824-nucleotide messenger RNA. Lineage: Eukaryota; Metazoa; Rotifera; Eurotatoria; Adinetida; Adinetidae. The record is from the annotation of a GenBank genome assembly.